Molecule: messenger RNA, 2010 nt
Organism: Cimex lectularius (bed bug)
Lineage: Eukaryota; Metazoa; Arthropoda; Insecta; Hemiptera; Cimicidae
Product: facilitated trehalose transporter Tret1-like
Exons: 8
Coding region: 202-1824 (540 amino acids)
Biological process (GO): transmembrane transport
Cellular component (GO): membrane
Molecular function (GO): transmembrane transporter activity
Source: RefSeq, a predicted model, not a curated record
UCAGAAGAGAAGUACCCGUUGAGCUGCCUUUCGCCAACGCCAAUCCUGAUUCAGCUGUGGUAGGGAUACAAACCUUGAGAUGGACGUACAUCUCCCACAUCCGAAUACGCUUCUCAAAGGAUCUCAUGCUCUUACAUCCGCGACAUGUGUUAUAUACGCUAAAAGGAAUUAAACUUAUUUUAAUAUUUAUGACCUGACAAAAUGAAGACAGACCAAAAAAUUAGCGACGAUGAAACCGACUAUGGUAUAAAGGCGUCCAUAGUACAGGUGGUUCUAUGUGUUAUUGCCAACACAGCAGUGCUUUCAUCUGGGAUGACACUUGGAUUUACAGCAGUAGCCUUACCUUAUAUGUUAAAACCAAACGAUGAAUUCCAUAUAACAGUAGAUCAAGCUUCAUGGGUUGCAAGUAUUGCUGCUAUAUCAACGCCACUGGGAUGUCUUGUAAGUGGACCUCUGAUAGACCGCUUGGGUCGGAAAAAAGGAUUAUUCCUUCUGAAUUUCCCUGCGUUUAUCGGAUGGUUGUGCGUCGCUAUUAAUCCGUCAAUGACACAGUUAUACAUCGGAAGGCUGUUGACGGGGUUCGCCUGUGGGCUCUCAAGCUCUCCGGCGACUGUCUUCUCAGCGGAAUCGUCUAUUCCUAGCCUCAGGGGAUAUUUAGUUAGUGGAACAUCCAUUGCUAUAUCAAUGGGAGUUGCCAUUGUCUAUAUAAUGGGAUUGAUUUUCAAGGAAAAUUGGAAACUCACCGCUGGUUUAUGCAGCAUUUUUCCAGUUUGCUCAGCUAUAUUAAUUGGCUUUUUAAUGCCUGAAAGUCCUGUGUGGCUCAUGGUCAAUGGUAAACCGGAUGCAGCAUGUAAAUCUUUAAAAUUACUUCGAGGGACCAAUGAUAUAUCAGAUAUAGAACAUGAAUUAGAUGAAUUAAGUGAAAGAGUGAACAUGAACAAAAAAGGAAAAACAAAUUUAAUGUCAACUAUAAAAGCGAUGGGAAAGCCUGAAUCAUACAAACCUCUUAUUAUUAUGAACCUGUUUUUCUUUUUCCAACAACUCACUGGUGUAUUUGUUGUGAUAUUUUACGCUGUUGAUGUUGUGAGAGAAGCUGGAGUGACAAUGGACCCGUUUAUUGUUGCAGUUUUAAUCGGCAUCACACGUUUAGGAGUCACUAUUUUCUCUGCAUGGAUGUCAAGAGCUUAUGGAAGGAGGCCAACUGCCAUAAUAUCCGGUGUCGGGAUGACUGUAUCCCUCGUGACUCUUGCCACUUUCCUCUACGUUACGCAGAGCACACAUCUUUCCGAUACUCUGUUUGAGGGAGAGAGCGAGACUAAUACAACUAAUUUAUCGGAAUUCUUCAACAGUACUUUGGAAACUUUCAAGCCAGGAAAUAGCUCAGAAUUGGAAAACGCUGAAAUCCCAUCACCAUCUUUGCUUCCGGUGAUAUCAAUUCUUUUGUACAUUUUAGCUAGUACUGUUGGAUUUCUGACUCUUCCAUGGGCUAUGAUUGGAGAAGUUUAUCCAGCUCGAAUCAGAGGAGUGGCAAGUGGAUUGACAACAUGUAUCACAUAUCUGGUCAGCUUUGUCGCUGUAAAACUGUAUCCAACAAUGUUGACAGUCCUCGGUAAACAUGGUGUAUUCUUCUUUUAUGGAUCAAUGGCUUUCUUAGGGACAAUUUUUGUUAUUUUUUACUUACCUGAAACUCAAGGGAAAACAUUAGCCGAAAUUGAAAAGUAUUUUGCUGGAACAAAAAAGAAAAAAAGUACUGCUGAUGAAGAAGAAGCGUUACACAGGACUCAACUACUUACAAUUAGACCUGCAAACAAAGAAAAUUUAUGACCCUAAAAACACAUCACUUAAAAUUGUACAUAAAACUUCUUAAUUUUAUUUAUACUUAACUACUUUUACUGUUAAAUAUCUUCAAAAGACUGAACUGUUUUUAUAUUUUUUAAAAUCAAAAACUAUAGUACUUACAGUUCUUGCCUAAAUUGUAAAUAUGUAUGUAAAUAAAUGUGUACAUAAAUU